Messenger RNA from Cricetulus griseus (Chinese hamster), 1861 nucleotides. The record is from RefSeq and is a predicted model, not a curated record. Lineage: Eukaryota; Metazoa; Chordata; Mammalia; Rodentia; Cricetidae.
AGGCAUCAGCUUCAUUUGAGUUCUCUAGGACUUGGGCCUCAGGACUUGCCCAAAUGCUCUCCUCCCACAGACACUGGAGAGCUGUGUCCUGAGACCAGACCAAGAAAAGAGCCUGAGUGUGCAGAGUCUAGCCCAGGACUCCCAGGGUGCCAGCCUGCCAGUCUGUAUCAGGCAGAUCAUCACCCGAAGCCUCUCUCAGCCUGAGAGCCCAGCCCCUCUCCAGGUCCCACAGAUGGCUUCGCUGCUGUCACUGCAGGAAGAGAACCAGCUACUGCAGCAGGAGCUGUCCCGUGUGGAGGACCAGCUGGCCCAGAGCCGUGCUGAGCGUGAUGAGCUUGCUAUCAAGUACAAUGCCAUCAGUGAGAGGCUGGAGCAGGCUGUGCGGCUGGAGACUGGGGAGUUGGAGGCACAGGAGCCCAAGGGGCUGGUGCGCCAGAGCGUGGAGCUGCGGAGGCAGCUGCAGGAGGAGCAGGCCUCCUACCGACGCAAGCUGCAGGCCUACCAGGAGGGCCAGCAGCGGCAAGCCCAGCUAGUGCAGCGGCUGCAGGCUAAGAUUCUGCAGUACAAGAAACAAUGCUCUGAGCUGGAGAAGCAGCUGCUGGAGAAGUCCACGGAGCUGGAGCAGCAGCGCCUGAGGGACACAGAGCACAGCCAGGACCUGGAUAGCGCCCUUCUGCGCCUGGAAGAGGAGCAGCAGAGAAGUGCCAGCCUGGCCCAGGUGAAUGCCAUGCUGAGAGAGCAGCUGGACCAGGCAAACUUGGCCAACCAGACUCUGAGCGAGGACAUUCGCAAGGUGACCAAUGACUGGACCCGCAGCUGCAAGGAGCUGGACCAGAAGGAGGCAGCAUGGAGGCGAGAGGAAGAGUCCUUCAACGCCUACUUCAGCAGAGAGCACAGCCGCCUGCUCCUCCUUUGGAGGCAGGUCAUGGGGCUCCGACGGCUGGUCAGCGAGGUGAAGAUGGGCACAGAGAGGUGAGGCCUGGCUGCUGGGCACCAUGGGCUACAUCCUUCCAUGGGCUGCCUCUGGGGUGUGGAGGCAGCUUGCAGGAAGAGAGGCAGUCAGCUAUUCUGGGGCCCAGUGUACUAUGUGCUUCCUUUGAUAUUUAAUCUAAUAUUCAGUGCUUCUUUGAGGCAGGAAUUGUCCUAUUUGCCAUUUCAUACCAAAGAUCAAAGAGGUUGAAUGACCUUCUCAGAUCACACAGCAAAGAGUAGCUGUGUAGGCAGACUUUCCUUUGGGCCACCAGCUCACAAACAAUGACACAGAGACUUAUUAUUAAUUAUGAAAGCUUAGUCUUUAGCUUAGGCUUGUCCCACUAGCUCUUACAACAUAAAUUAACUUGUUUCCAUUACUCUACAUUUUGCCGUGUGACUCCAUUACCUCUCCUCUAUACUGUUUGUCCACCUUCUUUAGCGUCUGACUAGUGUCUCUCUCACUCCUAGAUUCAUCCUGAGUUACUCUUUCUGCUCAGAAGUCCCCCUGUCCUCUCCUGCCUAGCUGAUGGCCAUUCAGUUCUUUAUUGAACAGUGACACAUCUUCACACAGUGUAAACAAAUAUUCCACAGCAUUUCCCCCUUAUCUCUAAAUAAAAAGGAAAGGGUUUAACUCUAAUACAGUAAAACUGUAUAAAAUAAGAAUAAUCAUAAGAUAAGCAUUACAUUCACAAUAUCCAAUUCAUUUACAUUUGCUGAAUUCAGAGAAAAUACUCUAUUACCUAUUCUAUCUUGAUGAGUCCAAAGUUUUAUACCUAAAUCACUUUUUAUCAUAACUUGUAUUACAAACCUAGAAAUCUCUUUUUAAACCUUAAAACAUUUUUUUUUAGAUAAACAACUUAAGCUUUUAUGUCUCUCAACCUUAUACAUU